AUGGUGUUACUUAGAGAGUUCGUAGACAGAUUCCAGCGUAAAAGGAUGAUGUUGCCACACGUACCUGAUAACUGGGCGGCUAUGGUAUUUGCCAGCAAUCUAAAUGAGAAAAGCUCGGAAGCCACGAGAAGACUCAAGGAAAGUCUACGUGAAUUUCCAGCAACAACUUGGAAUGAUAUUUACAACAGAUACAUCACAAAGCUGCGGAUAGAAGAAGAUACCAUCACUCGGUCUCAAAAAGAGGAGAGGGUAAGUUCAAGAUGUGCUGAAACUGAAAAAAGGUCUGGUAAAAACAGGUACGAGCCCUACAUGGGACCAGCAGGAAGAGACUCGCAUUCAAUGCAGGAUAACUCAAGGUACGAUCAUAGAUCGAGAGAUAGAGAAUCAGGCUCAUCAUCAAGGCGAAAUCCUGAUUUUUGGUGCGAGUUUCAUAAUGAUCAUGGUCACAAAACGGCGGAUUGUAGACUGCUUCAAGGUAAAGUUAACCAUUUGUUAAAGCAAGGAUAUCUAACUGAAUUGUAUAGUGAAAAAGGUAAGCAAGCGUAUAUGAAAAAUAGACAGGAGCCCCCUAAACCUCCUUCACCAAAAAGGACUGUUAAUGUUAUAAGCGGAGGAAAAGAAAUUAAUGGCGUGAUAUAUACGACAGCCAAGAAAGUUUCAAAAAUUACAGUCACACACGAGAAGCGAGUUCGACAUGUUUUGGAAGAAGAAAGUAGCUUCGUGAACAUCAUUUUGCUAAGAGUGAUAAAUGAAAUGCAAACUGAAGAUAAGCUGAUACCCAAGGCACAUACUUUAUCUGGUUUUGAUAACUCGAGCGUCGUAACAAAAGGGGAGAUAAUACUCACCACAUUCGCAGAGGGAGUUGUCAAAGACACGAAAUUUCAGGUGGUAGAGAUGGACAUGGCUUACAAUAUGAUUCUCGGUAGACUAUGGAUUCACAAAAUGGAUGCUGUGCCAUCUACCCUGCAUCAAGUUAUUAAAUUCCCUUCACAAUGGGGAAUAUGA
Messenger RNA from Nicotiana tabacum (common tobacco), 1005 nucleotides. Lineage: Eukaryota; Viridiplantae; Streptophyta; Magnoliopsida; Solanales; Solanaceae. The record is from RefSeq and is a predicted model, not a curated record.